UCAGGGACACGGGGCUGUCAGGGAGUGGUCGGGAGCCAGCAGUGGGGCAGGGAUCGUGUCACUGAGCAGGAACGUCCGGGCUGGUGGGUGAGGAGCUCCAGGGUCAGGGCCUGCAGGCAACUGGCAGAGGCAGAUGCCCCGUCCAGGGGAGAUGAGCCUGGGUCAGGCCUUGCAGGAAUGAGGCCCUCGUGAUAAGCUAAUGAGCAGAGAGGAAUGCAGGCAGGGGAGCAGGUCCAAGUCUCCGGGACGGCCCCCAGCCCACACCAUGGGACCACCCACCCUAGAUGGGACAGGCUGCCCUUACCUGGCUCUGCCCGGGCACCAGCCUCUCAGGGAGAGCACCUGAGUCCCCCUGGGUCAGCAGAGACGGGCAGGAUGGGGAGCCCAUCCAGCCUUGGGACAAGGCCUCAUUUCUGCCUGGAGCACACGCCCUGCUCAAGGUCCUCAGGAGCCCCUUUUAUGCCUGAAGCAUGAUCCCGAUGCAGUCAUGUCAGGAUCAGCCAGGGCAGCCAGGAUUGCCCCCACAAACUCUAAGUUAGGGGAGGAGGGCAGAGACCCCUUCUCCCCUUCCUGUGUCCAGCCUUUCUGCAGCGGGUCCUCCCCAGGCCAGGGACUCUGGGCUUUGCCCUAGGACAUGUCCAUGAGGACACCAGCAGUGUUCCAAAGGAAGGGCAUCCCUUGGGGAUGCUUCCUCUGCCCCUUCUCCCCUCUGCUCCCCAGGGAUUUUCGGGUUCUUUUUUGGACACCAGGUGUCCCGUGGCUCUGAGUCCUGAGCAGCCACCUUGGGCUGACCAGCUGGGCCCUGUCCAUGCAGAGAGAAGAGAAGCAGCUGGAGGCCUCGGUGGACGCACUGCUGAACCAAGUGGCGGAUCUGAAAAGCUCCUUGGGAAGCUUUAUUUGCAAGCUGGAAAACGAGUAUGACCGGCUUACCUGGCCCUCCGUUCUGGACAGCUUUGCUUUGCUCUCGGGGCAACUGAAUACUCUCAACAAGGUCCUCAAGCACGAGAAGACCCCAUUGCUCCGGAACCAGGUUAUCAUUCCUCUGGUGCUGUCCCCAGACCGCGACGAGGAGCUCACGAGGCAGACGGAAGGACGGGUUCCUGUCUUCAGUCACGAGGUGGUCCCUGACCACCUGAGAACCAAACCAGACCCAGAAGUGGAGGAGCAGGAGAAGCAGCUGACUACAGAUGCAGCUCGCAUAGGCACCGAUGCUGCCCAGAAGCAAAUUCAGACCUUGAAUAAAAUGUGCUCAAACCUCCUGGAGAAAAUCAGCAAAGAAGAGCGAGAAUCAGAAAGUGGAGGUCUUCGUCAGAAUAAGCAGACCUUCAACCCCACAGACACCAAUGCUCUGGUAGCUGCAGUUGCCUUUGGGAAGGGUCUGUCCAACUGGAGACCCCCUGGCAGCAGUGGCCCUGGUCAGCCAGGCCAGCCUGGGGCAGGGGCCCUUCUGGCUGGAGCAUCGGGCAUGCAGCAAGUUCAAAUGACGGGCGCACCCAGUCAGCAGCAGGGUCCCCUGCUCAGCGGAGUACAGAUGGCACAAACUGGCCAGCCAGGUAAGAUGCCAAGUGGUAUCAAAACAAACAUCAAAUCGGCUUCGAUGCAUCCCUACCAGCGGUGAGCUGCCUGCCGGCCACAGACACUGCCCCUGCCUCUCCUGAAUGCCUGAGCCUGCUUCUGAGAUGACAGCCCCUCACUGGCCAGAGCCCUUCACCAGCCGGAGCCCUCGCCAACCAGACCUCGUUUCAGGGCCUUCCUCUCUUAGGUCACUUGACUACUCAGGCCACACUCUGACUCUGGGGAACAGCUGUGUCCAGCCUGGAAGGUAGCCUUGGCCCCACAAAUUGGACUCGGGGACCCUCGAGGCCUGUUCAGUUCUGGCCUUUGGGUCCCUUUUCUUUCAGGCCCUGGGGCUCUGAAGGUUUCCUUGGACAGAGGCAGCUGUUACAUCAGCUAAGGAAGGGGUGGGGAGCUCCUGAUUUUAGUCUGGGAGCUGAUGAAACAGGCAGUGUGAGGAAUAGUGUGGAAGAGAGAAAAGCUCCCUUUUCUGCUUGCUGGUGUGGGAUCUGGGCCUGGGGAGGGAGAGGGUUGAGGGAUCUUCCCCCACCUCUCCCUACCUGCUCUUGGGCAAAGACAGUGCCGGGUCUGCUCUGUGGGGAGGCCACUGGUCCAGCUGCCAAUUCUUCUUCUCUUCCCUUCACCUUCUCCAAAGCCCUCCUUGCUGGCAACUGGUACCGUGGGAAUCCCUUAAGGAUCCCUCAUGGAUCCUCAGAAUAAAAAAGGCUUUAAAUUGA
Molecule: messenger RNA, 2291 nt
Organism: Sarcophilus harrisii (Tasmanian devil)
Lineage: Eukaryota; Metazoa; Chordata; Mammalia; Dasyuromorphia; Dasyuridae
Gene: MED8
Product: mediator complex subunit 8
Exons: 6
Coding region: 809-1618 (269 amino acids)
Biological process (GO): regulation of transcription by RNA polymerase II
Cellular component (GO): mediator complex; core mediator complex
Molecular function (GO): RNA polymerase II cis-regulatory region sequence-specific DNA binding; transcription coregulator activity
Source: RefSeq, a predicted model, not a curated record